This is a messenger RNA of Solanum dulcamara, 693 nucleotides long. Its product is annotated as 50S ribosomal protein L29, chloroplastic-like. Gene Ontology annotation, biological process: translation. Gene Ontology annotation, molecular function: structural constituent of ribosome. NCBI's taxonomy places the organism in Eukaryota, Viridiplantae, Streptophyta, Magnoliopsida, Solanales, Solanaceae. The record is from RefSeq and is a predicted model, not a curated record. Gene Ontology annotation, cellular component: chloroplast; ribosome. The transcript has 2 exons. The coding region runs from base 38 to 532 and encodes 164 amino acids.
AGUCCCCUUAUCCCCAAGCAGCAGAAGAAGAGAAAGGAUGAUGAGUCUCUCCAUUGCCUCACCUUCAGGUAUUAGCUUCACUUCCAAGAUUAACCUCUCCAAGUCCUCCUUCCAUGGAAAUCAGAUUCCUAAAAUCAUUCAGGCGCGUGCACCAAACGCGCCUCCUCAUUCUUGUUCGUCUUUGGUGGUGAAAAUGGCAAAGAGGGAAGAGGAAUUGAAGGAAAUCAGAACUAAGACUACUGUAGAGCUUCAGGAAGAGAUUGUGGACCUUAAAGGAGAACUUUUUAUGCUUCGUCUUCAAAGGUCGGCUCGAAAUGAGUUCAAGUCCAGCGAGUUUCUGAGAAUGCGCAAAAGGAUUGCAAGGAUGCUUACAGUUAAACGGGAGAGAGAGCUUGAAGAAGGGAUUAACAAGAGGAUAUCCAGGAAGCUUGACCGGAAAUGGAAGAAAAGCAUUGUCCCUAGACCACCCCCCUCUUUGAAGAAGCUACGAGAGGAGGAGGCAGCAGAAGAAGCAAAGGAAUCUGCCUCCUGAUUUACAGACACUUUAACUAGCAGGCAAAUGUAUUUUUUUUCUGGCUUCUCCUCUCAUUUGGUUGCUUCCCCAUACAUAUUGUCUAUAACUGCUCCUGAAUUUUUGUAUUAAACCAACUUAAUUUGCAAGUGAUCAUUCUUAACUAUGUUCCCAAUCAUUGA